This is a messenger RNA of Zonotrichia leucophrys gambelii, 1984 nucleotides long. It is a transcript of the gene IMMP1L, whose product is annotated as inner mitochondrial membrane peptidase subunit 1. The record is from RefSeq and is a predicted model, not a curated record. Gene Ontology annotation, cellular component: membrane; mitochondrial inner membrane peptidase complex. The transcript has 6 exons. The coding region runs from base 192 to 692 and encodes 166 amino acids. NCBI's taxonomy places the organism in Eukaryota, Metazoa, Chordata, Aves, Passeriformes, Passerellidae. Gene Ontology annotation, molecular function: serine-type endopeptidase activity.
AGAGCCCCAUGUAUGACCGUGCCUGUGCUCAGCUCUCUGGAUUUCACUGUUCAGCAAAGAGGAGUGAAUGGAGCUGCAGCUUUGGACAAGCUUUGGAAUGUAUCUGGCCAUUAAAGCAGCGUUUUAUUCAGGGUUGUGCAAGUGUUAGGAGCUGCUUCCCAAAGGGCUGCUGGGCACCGUAGCACUGUAGGAUGCUUCGCAAUGCCCUAGGAAAAGCCUGCCGGUUUCUGGGCUACACGGUGCAGUAUGGCUGCAUAGCACACUGUGCCUUCGAGUACCUUGGAGGGAUUGUUGUGUGCUCUGGACCUUCCAUGGAACCAACCAUUCAGAACUCAGAUGUUGUUUUUUCAGAGAACCUCAGCCGCCACUUUUACUGCAUCCAAAAAGGAGAUAUUGUAAUUGUGAAAAGCCCAAAUGACCCCAAAUCAAAUAUCUGUAAAAGAGUAAUUGGCUUGGAAGGGGAUAAAGUCUGCACAAGCAACCCUUCAGAUUUCCUUAAGAGUCACAGCUAUGUGCCUAAAGGACAUGUCUGGUUAGAAGGUGAUAAUCUCAGGAAUUCUACAGAUUCCAGGUGCUACGGACCUGUUCCUUAUGGGCUGAUAAGAGGACGCAUUUGUCUUAAGAUAUGGCCUCUGAAUGACUUUGGAUUUCUACGUGCAAGCCCCAACGGCCACAGAUUUCUUGAUGAUUAAAAGACUUAUGUACUAUUGACUGUUUUCAUAGUAUUUUCUACUAAAAUGAAUGGAACUAUUUUUGCUUAGAAUAAACACAAAUACUACUUGACAAAGAUAUCCCUUUCUGAGAUUACACCUAACUUCAGAGUGAGAAUGAUACACUUGGUGUCAUCAACCAAAAUGAUGUGCCUGCCAUCAGCAGGCGGUGCCAGGGCUGGCACUGAACACAGCACCAGUGGGGUUCCAGACCUGCAGGUGGGGUUUCCUCUGGCUGCCCAGUGGGGUCAGAGCUCAGCUUCCUCCUAAGCUGUCCUCUCAGGAAUGAUGACUCCAUUUGUUCUGCCUCGGAGAGCCUCAGCCCAGCACGUGCUCCUGCUCCAGGUGAUGCCACUGUCACAGGGCAGGCACAGCCACUGCUUCCAGCUGCCAGCCUCUGCCUCCUCCUCCUAGGCCCCAGCCCUUGGGAGGAUUUCAUGAACUUAAAUAUUUAGCUUACAAAUGGAAAAUGUUCCUGUUUCCCACUGCUGAACUUUGCUCUUCAUUAUCUUCAAAGCAUUCUCACGUCUGUGCCUCCUGAUUGAAUUUUGUCAUCUGAGCUGUUGCAAGGAUUUAACCUAAGAAGAAGGGCCCAAGAGCUGCUUCAGACUGAAAUUGGAAGGAGCUGCUCUGUUGUUUGCUGGGAAAGAGACCUUUAGAUCAGGAGAUGCAUUCCAGUUGUACAAACUGCUGUUCUGGGUUGGAGGUGUUGAGCAAUGAGCUCUUGAGCUGCAGUAGGAGAAUCCCAGCUGUGAGAGCAAAGGGGAACUUGUCAUUUUUAACCCUGAAUGAACUCAUUCUUGUAGUGCCCCCCUGUUCUUUAACAUACAUUUCCUUAGCAGAUUCUGUCACGUGUUUGCCCAGUCUUUUGAACAGUUUGUAACACUCAAUGUGCUUCACUGAAACAAUCAUUGCAGGAUCUGGAUAACAAGUGAACAUGUGUCACAACAAACCAAAGAUACAUCUUUGGUUUCACUCUUGGAGACACUGUAAUUCCCACCACAUCGACAGGACAGAGUGUAGAGUUGUUCAUCUGCCAAAAAAGAAAACAAAAACACCUUUAGUGCUGGAGAAGAAUCAAGAAUUUAUUUAGGAUUUUCUUCACAAAGCUGCUCUUAGUAACAACCUCCCACUGCUGGGUUGUAAGUAUCAGUAUCUGUGCUACCUUUGUAGCUCAAAAAAUAAUCUCAAAGUGUUUCAGUGAUUGAGGAAUUCUUACACUGAACAACCAGAGCCAAUGGAGUCUCUUCAAAAAAAAAACAAAAAACAAACAA